This is a messenger RNA of Zerene cesonia (dogface butterfly), 576 nucleotides long. Its product is annotated as dynein light chain 1, axonemal-like. Gene Ontology annotation, molecular function: protein kinase binding. Gene Ontology annotation, cellular component: cytoplasm. Bases 13 to 576 code for a protein of 187 amino acids. The record is from RefSeq and is a predicted model, not a curated record. The transcript is spliced from 4 exons. Lineage: Eukaryota; Metazoa; Arthropoda; Insecta; Lepidoptera; Pieridae.
CACUUAUGAGCAAUGGCAUUAAAACCUACAACAUGCAAAGAGGCUAUCGCGCGUUGGGAAAAGAAAACCGGUGAAUCAGCUGCUGAAGCCAAAGUUAUAGAACUACAGUUCCAAUGGCCGCCCAUUGAAAAGAUGGAUGGCGCACUUUCCACUCUAGUUGCGUGCGAGAAAUUAAGUUUAUCGUCCAACAUGAUAGAUAAAAUUGCAGGAAUCGCUGGUAUGAGAAGUCUAAAGAUUUUAUCGUUGGGUAGAAACUAUAUCAAAACCUUAGCUGGAAUUGAAACUGUAUCGGAUACAUUAGAAGAAUUAUGGAUAAGUUAUAAUCCGAUUGACAAGCUGAAAGGAAUCGGUGUUAUGAAAAAUCUACGCGUGCUUUACAUGUCCAAUAAUGCUGUCAAGGAGUGGGUUGAAUUUAAUAGACUGCAGGAGUGCUCCUCUCUAAGAGAUCUGGUUUUCACUGGAAAUCCUUUAUGUGAAAAUAUGGCUGACGUAGACACUUGGCGUACCCAGGCUUCCAACCGUUUGCAACAGAUUACCAAACUUGAUGGCAUUCCCAUACUAAGGGAUACUGAAUAA